This is a messenger RNA of Polyodon spathula (Mississippi paddlefish), 1161 nucleotides long. RefSeq names its product ventral anterior homeobox 1-like. The record is from RefSeq and is a predicted model, not a curated record. Lineage: Eukaryota; Metazoa; Chordata; Actinopteri; Acipenseriformes; Polyodontidae. The transcript is spliced from 3 exons. Bases 32 to 952 code for a protein of 306 amino acids. Gene Ontology annotation, biological process: brain development; regulation of DNA-templated transcription; neuron differentiation. Gene Ontology annotation, molecular function: DNA-binding transcription factor activity, RNA polymerase II-specific; DNA binding.
GGAGCUACAGGUCUAAGAGUCUAUAGGCAGCAUGGAUGUCAGAUACAAUCAGGAAGGAGAGACAAGCAUUGUCAUGAAGAACGGACAUCAGGAGGGGAAUGACAGCAAGGAAUCCCAAGGAAAUCUUUCAAAAUCCUUCCUGAAGGAGCAGCAGGAGGCUUUCUCAGCUUCUGGGUCUUCAGAAAACUGUGAAAAAAAUAAAGCUAACUCGGCAGACCCAGACUACUGCAGGAGAAUACUAGUUAGAGAUGCCAAAGGGUCGAUCAGAGAGAUUAUUCUGCCAAAGGGUUUGGACUUGGACCGACCCAAGCGCACCAGAACCUCCUUCACAGCGGAGCAGCUGUACAGGCUCGAGGUGGAGUUCCAGCGGUGUCAGUACGUGGUGGGGAGAGAGCGCACUGAGCUGGCCAGGCAGCUCAAUCUGUCUGAAACGCAGGUAAAGGUUUGGUUUCAGAACAGGCGAACCAAGCAGAAGAAGGACCAAGGCAAGGACUCUGAGUUGAGAUCGGUGGUUUCAGAAACGGCCGCCACCUGCAGCGUUCUGAGGUUGCUGGAACAGGGUCGCUUGCUGCCUCCCCCAGGGUUGCCUGGACUUCUCCCCCACUGCACCAGCACUGUCCUGGGAUCGGCAUUGAGAGGCCCUUCCACCACCAAUAACGGUACCCACUCCACUGCCUCAGGGACCGUAGGGAGCUCACCACUGCCGGCAGUGACCACCUCGGGGGCUCCGGGACUGCCCAACUCCUUACCUGGCCAUGGGCUCUUCAACUUCCACAUGCCCUCCCUCCUUGGCUCUGUGACCAGCCGGUUCACCUCAAACCCCUUGUCCGUGGCCGGGUCCCUGGCAGGAAACUUGCAGGAACUGUCAGCCAGAUACCUGAGCUCUUCCGCCUUUGAGCCCUACUCCAGGACCAACAGUAAAGAAGCGCUGGACAAAAAAGUGCUGGACUGAUCCCCUCUUCUCCUCCUCUCUGUUUGUUAUUGUCGAUUCCUUCAAGGGAUCACUAAAAUAUUGCCUUUUCACAUCACAAAAGGAUUAUUCAGACAUUAAUAUUUUCAGAUGGUAGGUUGUAUGCCAGAUGUGUCCUCGCCAGGCUUGAUACCUAAACAUGUGGUAUCAUUUUGUUGAAAUAACUAAAUGCAUUACCAAUUUGUUACCAC